Molecule: messenger RNA, 1168 nt
Organism: Dendronephthya gigantea
Lineage: Eukaryota; Metazoa; Cnidaria; Anthozoa; Malacalcyonacea; Nephtheidae
Exons: 5
Coding region: 499-1131 (210 amino acids)
Source: RefSeq, a predicted model, not a curated record
GUUCGUUGUCAUUGCGCCAAAGUACGUAAUGUGUGCUUCCCGCGCUUUUGCGUUAUUUAACAAUUAUGAAUUUAUGAUAUUUGUCUCCGAUCGGAUAACUGUCCCCUAUAGGGUGGGUAGGCAACUCAUAAUAUGUCUGUUCUAUAAAUAACGCGACUAAAACAAUGGCGGAUUAUCGUUGUAGAGGAAAUGUGCACGGAAUCAAUUUUUAAAUGACUUAGUAUUCGUAAGGAAGCCCAAUUUACAUUUAGGCCAGUGCUUUUCUAGGUUAUCUGGGUAAAGACUUUGAUGUUCGUGUGUUAUACCUAACGGAAGAAAUAUGAUAACGAUAGAAUCCUGCUGUGAAAGUUUUCUACAACCAAUGAAAUAUUGGACGUGAUCGCGCUCAAUUAUAAAUCUACAUACAAUUCAACAAUCAACUGUGUCAAUGUGUUCAAAGUCCUUUCGCGACAAACAGCUGAAUCUGACUUCACUGGAUUUUUCGACAUAUCCACUGAAAUGUCUUUGCCCGAUCAGUACGUUUUAUUAUUACAAAAUGUGGUCGAGGAAAACAGGCUCUUGAGAGCUCAAAUGGCUAAUACCAUUUCAAGCAAUGAAAGUGCUUUGAAAAAUAUUGAAACAAAAAUGGACAUCUUGUCCCAGACAACUUCACCUGGCAGACGAGUCAGACAGACCGGGCAGAACAAACAUAAAGUGCCCAAAGCUUGCAGUAAUAAUGUCCGAAGAAAACUCAAGGCUCUUAGGAGUGCUGAUGAAAAUAUGCACUUUAGAUUAACUGAAAGCCCCGAUUCUCAGCAAAAUUCACAGCUAUUUAAAAGAGUGGCAGAAGAACUGCAACAUGAAUUUGGUGGUCAGGAAAAUUGUCCUUGGCCAACGGUUGUUUUAAAAGAGGCGUUUAAGAGGUAUUUCAAGUCAUGCAAAGCAAAACAGAAAAGAGUUGCUCUUGGAACAGAACAGCAACACGUUCAAAUUUGCAGGAGAAGGAGCAGAAAGGAGGAGAAACUAGCGAAAAGAUUAAAAACGAUCGAGAAAAUGGGUUGGAACCAGACGAAAGUGGCAAAGGUGGCAGACGUCAUGAGAAUGGACUAUAUGUCCUCUGAAAAAAAGCGAGGUAGACGAGGAAACAAAUAGGAUUAAACACUACAAGGUUCGGAAGCUUUCUUGGGAA